UCGAGAAACCUGCCAUGGAUAGUACUAUGCAUUAGAGGAGUGACAUGACUAUUUAGGAGAGUGAACUAAAAACAACGUGCUAAAUAAUUUCUAACACAGUGCAUCAGGUUCGCAUAUGGCAACUGGUCCACAAAUUAGUGCGUAAUUAGAAUCAGCUACAUGGAAUUCACAUCCCUUGGCAAAAAGUUCACACCUCCCACAUGUAUGGCGCUCCUCCCCCAGCUAUACGUUUUUGCUUAAAAUGAGGCUGUAGCAAACGACUCUGUCACUGCUGUCACACUAACAGGACAAGAAUGCAGGCUGCCAUGAGGACCGGCAUGCCACAGAGGGUUGUGCUGCUCGUACUCCUCUUUGUCUCUGAUGUCUGCACCAAAAAGCUUCUCCAAGGCUCCAGCAAUGACGAUCAUGCUGAUGGCAAGGAUGGGGCGUCCUGGUUGGAGAGUUUCCCGAGGGCACGGUGCAUGUCCCGCUGCUUGAGUUUGCACAAUGCGCCAACACUGCAGAACAAUGGAUCACUAUCUUGGUGUCAUAGUCAUAGAGUGUGUGCAAAGUGCCUGGAGCCCUGUAGAGAUUACUGGUCCAAUGAAAGGAAGAGCAACUGUAAAGAGUUCUGUGAGAAAUUGUUUCCUCUGAACCACUGGGAAUGUGUGGCGAGCUGUGAGUUCCUUCAAACACUGUUGGAAGUGAAACAAGGUGGUUGCCCGCCUCCAAACCAAGCCAGUGGCUUUGCAGCCGCCUGUGUACACAGCUGUGAUCACGACACAGAAUGUCCAGCUCAGAAGAAAUGCUGCUCCAAUGACUGCGGUCACACAUGCCAGUCUCCACAAAACCUUUACAAGGGGGUUCCUUUAAAACCGAGGAACGAGCUGGACUUUGAGGAGGUGCCCCCUGGUCAUCUGGAGGUGUACUGGUUCUCCAAGUUCAAUAUCGCCGCUGAGCCUGUGGUCUACAUCCUGCAGACAAGAUGGAACUUUGGCAUUCAACCCAGUGAUGAUGCUGCCAUUUCCUGGCAUGUGGUUGCACAGACCACAGAACAGAGAGCCCGAUUGUACGACAUCCGACCGGGCCGCUGGUACCAGUUCAGAGUCGCAGCUGUCAAUACUCACGGAACCAGAGGUUUCACCACUCCGAGUCGACACAUUCAAUCCAGCAGAGACCCCCGUCGCCCUCCCGCACCAACUGAGCUGAGAGCGACCAACGUAACGUUUGCCACGGGCCAGGCGGUGUGGGUCCAACUACAGUGGCACAUGCUUGAAGACCUCGAUGUUCCUGUUCACCACUACAAGGUUAGCUGGACUUGGACUGCUAUUGGUCAACCCAUCGCUUACUCUUUGACCAAGAGGAGGAAGCUAGUAAGAGAGAUGCAGGUGGUGCUAGAUGGCAUCCGGUCCGGUCGGACGUAUAGUGCGGAAGUCCAGGCUGUGUCCUACUGGAAACAAAGCCAGCUGAAAGGACCCCGGGCCAUUGUACACUUCAGCACACAUCUUAACACCAGUGCAACACCAAUAUCCUCUGCGGCUGACAUCCUGCAUGUGGGGACACCCUUCUAUCAAAAUGGACAGCUACAGGUUCACAUUUACUGGCAGAGCAGCACAGACCCUUCAGUUGAGUACUACAAAAUCCAGUGGGAACCAGAGUAUUGCGAGCACAAGCAAAACACACUCAGAGAGAAGACCAGUACAAAGGAGACCUUCACCAGCCUGCAGGGUUUGCUCUUCUCCUGUAAGUACAAAGUCCUACUACAGCCUGUCAGCAGGACCAGUAGACCGCCGGCCAAGAGCAUCUGCUUCAUUACGCCUUCCUGUUCUACCAUACAAGCCAAGAGUCCAAAACCCAUAGACUGUAAUGGAGAAACACGGAUUCUUCAGAAGGUUCUGAUCAAGCCAACCAACCUGACAGUUUCCUUCAAGGUACGUGGUGGUGACCUGACUGCUAUCUUUAACUGGGAUGUGUCUACUGGCCUAUCUCAGGGUCACCUAACUGGCUACCAGGUGACCCUGGUAGAGGUCACGUCAACCAGGCGACUCAGCAAGGAGGACGUCUCCCAAUCCCAGAUCUUAACCGCGGACAGCAACAUUCUGGCACUUCCUGACCUACACCCUGCCAGUGUCUACAGGUUGGAGGUCCGAGCCAUCACUGCAAACGGUGAAGGUCCAGCCAUCAGCAGAAUCUUCCAGACUCCAGGAUUCCAACAAGAGUUAAAGCAUAGAAAAAGUAUUGCUAAACAAGCAAGAUGAGGAACAUUAGUAUGAUUAGCCAGUUGCUCAGAGGCACUGGCCUGACAGCCAAUUGGAAUGCACAACCUUGUCUCCCUAAGUUCAAGGUUCUUUGUUUGCUAACAAAGCAAAUAAACAAGAGGAAAACAACUCCAAAUGCAGAAAUGCAACAAUUACCCAAAUAACUUCUUCCUUCAACUGUUUCAAGUUUGAAAGUUUAUUUAUUUUCCUGCCGUAUCAUGUUGUCAACACUGCAUGCAAACUCCCAAUUCUUGUUGACCUUCAUUGUCAUUGAACGUCACCUUAAGAGUGUAUUGACAAAUAAAUGGUAAAAUGGUGAAAUGAUGAUGUUCACAAUAGUUCUAGGGAGUGUAAAUUAUGUAUAUAAUGUCUGAAUUAGAUGUGCUAUACUGUAUAUUCUGUAUAUAUAUAGUCUAGUUGUGUGUACUAGACCUGUGGAGAGCUAUUGAACAAAGAUUCAAUAUAUAAAUCCUAUGCCACGUGUAGCGCAUGCUUUUUAGGAUUUGCCCUUUUUUUUUCUUAUUUUGCCUUAAUGAUUGUUAUGCCCGCGUCCUUUGAGCACACCAACUCAAUGCUCAGAAAGGAUUGCAACAUGUUUCAUUGGCUUGCAUGUGCACACUGUGCACCACACAACUUUUGGGCACCAUUGAUUCUCUUGCAUCAGCCUGUUCUACUGUAGGAGGCGGAAAAUGCAUUGUGUCAGUGGCCCUUCAAAGUCACUUAGAAGUUAGUCUUCAUCCACAGGAAUCAAACGGAACACCUUUCCCCCCUCCAGCUCCUUCAAUUGAUAGAGAUAAGGUGCAUGCAUUUUCAUGAUUAAAACCUGCCACAAGCUAGUUAUCAUUUGGA
Messenger RNA from Phycodurus eques (leafy seadragon), 3086 nucleotides. RefSeq names its product anosmin-1-like. The record is from RefSeq and is a predicted model, not a curated record. Gene Ontology annotation, cellular component: cell surface; extracellular region. Gene Ontology annotation, molecular function: peptidase inhibitor activity; protein binding. Gene Ontology annotation, biological process: neuron differentiation. The coding region runs from base 294 to 2237 and encodes 647 amino acids. NCBI's taxonomy places the organism in Eukaryota, Metazoa, Chordata, Actinopteri, Syngnathiformes, Syngnathidae. The transcript has 13 exons.